AAGUAGACAUUUUUUUAAAGCACAACUUCCCUAAAACCCCUCUAAACACCCAAAACUCUGUUCGCAGCAAACCGCUCGAAAACCCUAAAACAGCACAGCAGCAGUCGCCAGCCAUGGCCAAGUCUAAGAAAGAAUCCAUUACCACCAAAGUCGAAGCAGCAGCACCACUUGACUCAAAGACGAAGCCAUCAAAGAAAAGUAAGAGAGAUGCGGAAGUUGAUUCAGACAUCCCAAAGGAUCCCAAAAAGCAGAAGAAAGAGUUGAUUCAAGCUGUUGAAAAGGCUCCACAAAAGAAAAAGAAGAAGAAGAAGAAGAAUAAGAAGAAUACUAAUGGUGAAGUGGUGGAGUCAGAGCAGAAAUCAAUUGCAAAAGAACCCAAGACGCUAUUUGCUGGACAUCUUCCCUUUCAAAUUGAGAAAUCUGACUUAGAGAAAUUCUUCAAAGAAGUUGGUGAAAUCGUCGAUGUUAGACUUGCUAAGGGAUUCGCACAUGUAGAGUUUGCUUCUGAAGAAGCUGCUCACAAGGCAUUGGAACUGAAUGGUAAACCAUUACGAGGCCGCAAUAUUCUGCUUGAUUUUGCUAAGGCGAGACCUGCUUCACGUCCAGGAAACAAAGUUAAAACGAUUUUUGUUACCGGAUUCAACAAGUCUGUGAGUGAAGAUGAUAUGAAAACUUCCUUGAGGAAUCAUUUUGGUGCUUGUGGAGAGAUCAAAAGGAUUUCUCUUCCUUAUUACCAAGAGACUGGUGAUAGCAAGGGGGUGGCUUACCUAGAUUUGAAUGAGGAUGGAUUCAACAAGGCAUUGGAACUAAACGGAAGUGCACUAGGAGGACGGAACAUUGUGGUGAUUGAAGCUAGACCAAAAGAAAAGAAUGCUGAUGGGAAUAGUGGACGUGGCAAUGAUACCACCUCCAAGAGAGGACCUGAACGUGGCGACGGUGACAGCUUCAAAAGAGGACCUGGAAGAGGCAAUGGUGAACGUACAACACCCAGCAAACCAAGCGUAAUUGCCUCAGCAGCCCAAGGGAAGAAGAUCGUCUUUGAUGAGUAGUGAAAGACCUUGGCUCUUCUUUUGUUCGAUCUUUCAGUCCCUUUUUUUGCCUAGUGUAUGAGAAAAACACAAAGCUUAUAUGAUGAGUUGGUUACUCUUGGAUUUGUAGUAUUGUUUUUCUAUUAACAAAGUUUUGCGUAUGUGACAUUUUUACUAGUAGAAACUCUGAAUGAAUUCCUGGCUUCACUAAUUGUCAUUUUCAGUA
Molecule: messenger RNA, 1254 nt
Organism: Raphanus sativus (radish)
Lineage: Eukaryota; Viridiplantae; Streptophyta; Magnoliopsida; Brassicales; Brassicaceae
Product: nucleolin 2
Exons: 10
Coding region: 114-1049 (311 amino acids)
Molecular function (GO): RNA binding
Source: RefSeq, a predicted model, not a curated record